AUGGCCUUUCUGUUUGGUGGGAGAGGGCGGCAAAAGCAGCCCGCUGAGAUUGCAAGAUCAUUGAAAGACCUGCUUGUCAAACUCCACGAGCCGAAUCCGAGUCCCAAGGUAGAAGAAGAUGUCGCGAAACACAUGUCCCAGAUGAAAUUGAUUGUUCAAGGCACUCCUGAAGUCGAAUGCAGCCCCGAACAAGUCCACCAACUCGUGCACUGCAUCAUUCAAGAAGACAUCCUCUUUGAACUGGCAAAGUCCAUCCGCCUUCUGCCUUUUGAAGCCCGGAAAGAUGCACAGAUCAUUUUCUCCCACAUCCUUCGCUACAAAGCCUCCUCAACCAGUACCUCGUCACAGUCUGGUCAAUCGGAGCCCUCAGCGAUCUCCUACCUUGUACUUCAACGGCCCGAGAUCAUUAUUGAACUAUGUCGCGGGUACGAAUACCCCCAGUCAGCAAUGCCGUGUGGGACAAUCUUGCGACAGGCACUGGCGUACGACACAAUUGCGGCCGUGAUACUAUACGACGAAUCUCAGCCGGGUGAAAAGGCCGUGCGUUUGAAAGAUUUGGACGUCAGCCGCAAGCAAACAGGCAAGGGUGUGUUUUGGAAGUUUUUUGAGUGGAUCAAUAAAAGCAGCUUCGAGGUGUCUGCCGAUGCGUUUACGACGUUUAGGGAAAUCCUCACCAAACACAAACAACUCGUCUCGCAAUACCUCACGACAAAUUAUACCCUCUUCUUCACGCAAUACUACAAUCCCAUCCUCCUUCUGUCCCCCUCAUACGUCACAAAACGCCAAUCCAUCAAACUGUUGGGGGAACUUCUCCUCGACCGCAGCCACUACAUAAUCAUGACCCAAUACGUCUCCAGCGCCGACCACUUGAAACUAACAAUGACCUUGCUCAAAGACGACAGAAAGAUGGUCCAAUACGAGGCAUUUCACGUAUUCAAGGUAUUUGUCGCGAAUCCUAACAAGAGCGACGAGGUCAAGAGGAUCCUGGUCAAGAACCGCGGGAGGUUAUUGAGGUUCUUGCCCACAUUUUUGGAGGGAAGGACGGACGAUGAUCAGUUCUUAGACGAGAAGAGCUUCUUGCUCAGACAAGUGGAGAUGUUGCCUGACGAGGAGUCUCUGGAGAGGGAAAGGGGAAACAGCCAAAGCGGUGCGGCGGGAGAUGGAGGCGGGCAGGUCAGUGUCGGGGCAUAG
Molecule: messenger RNA, 1191 nt
Organism: Cladophialophora psammophila CBS 110553
Lineage: Eukaryota; Fungi; Ascomycota; Eurotiomycetes; Chaetothyriales; Herpotrichiellaceae
Product: calcium binding protein 39
Exons: 4
Coding region: 1-1191 (396 amino acids)
Biological process (GO): intracellular signal transduction
Molecular function (GO): protein serine/threonine kinase activator activity
Source: RefSeq, a predicted model, not a curated record